Teleopsis dalmanni is the source of this 5335-nucleotide messenger RNA. RefSeq lists its product as uncharacterized. The record is from RefSeq and is a predicted model, not a curated record. The transcript has 8 exons. The coding region runs from base 324 to 5225 and encodes 1633 amino acids. Gene Ontology annotation, cellular component: transcription factor TFIID complex. Gene Ontology annotation, molecular function: protein heterodimerization activity. Lineage: Eukaryota; Metazoa; Arthropoda; Insecta; Diptera; Diopsidae.
GUUGAGCCAAAAUAAAUCAAAUAAAAGUUUUAAUUAAGCAUGUAUUAGGUGUUUAAACUAACUCAUCGAAAUUUAUCGAAAAUUAUCGACAUUUUGCCGUCCCUGUACAAAUUGAUUUAGUGUUUAGGUGUAUGUGAAAUUAAAGAUUAUUUUUUAUGACAAAGUUGUUUUUUUUUCGGAGAGUUUUUCAAUUGUUAAUAAUCGCGUUUAAUUAAAACGGAGCUUUGAAAGUGACGUUUACUUCCAAACUUUGGAAAUAGCUAAUUAAAAUAAAUACAGUGUUAUUUUGAAUUGUGAUAUUGUUUGCAACGUAGUUUUAAGAAAUGAGUUUUGAAUAUCUCCGCGACAACUUGCGAAUUUCAAUAGCUCAAAUAUGUCAAACUAUUGGGUAUAAUUCUGCGCAAACCAUAUCUUUAGAACUUCUUCAAGACAUACUGCAUAAGUUUUUAAAUGAAUUUUGUCGAGAUUUAAGACGGCAAAUUGAGCACAAUAACCGAACAGAAGCAAAUUUGAAUGAUGUAUAUCUGACAUGUAAAAAUCUAGAUAUUAACAUUGAUGAGUUGAUCACCUACUUAUAUAAUGUGGAACCUGUGCCGUUUGCUGUAGAUUUGCCUAAGUUUCCUUUGCAGAAAAGUAAAUUUUUGUAUUUUUUGGAUCCUAAAAAUAAAGAAGCACAUUCUCGCCCGCCACAUAUGUACAAAUAUUUACCACCAAUAUUGUCUGCGGAAGAACAAAAUGUGUCAUACCAAAUUGAUAAAAAUUGGCAUAAAUCAAAUCCUGAACUUGAAAAAAAUUCGGCAAAUAGUGAAGAGAUUUUAAACAAUUUGGUUGAUGUUAAAAAUGCGCAUCUAGAGUCUUGUAAAUUAAAUGAUAUUUUCAAAAUUUCUCCCACCUCCUAUUUAAUUGAUAACGAAGGACGACCAACAAGACAACUUAAUAGUGUGACCAUGACAACUGGCGGGCUUAUAUCGACAGCAGUAGACGGCAGAACUCCUGAUGCAAUUGUUCCAGAUGUCAUAGAAAAAUUAGCAGGUCUAGAUGCUCCGCCACAAUCAACACCUCCAGUUCCAGAAGUGGAAUAUUUUUCUAACAGUAUUGAUAUAUUAAAUGGCGAUGAAACCAAAUCUAAUGUUCUUGAAAAAUUUUCGAAUCCUGUAAACACAGAAAGUGAUUGUACAAACGCAAUUUUAUCUGCGAAGGAUUCAAACUGUAUUUCCAAAAAGAUUAAAACUAACACCAGUGAAACAAAGAAUGAAAAACUUCCAGCACUUGUAAAACCAAAUUCUUCUACCACCAUACCGUCACAUAUUCCCCAAUUUUCAAAUAUAAAUAAUGCAAAAGAUUCUAAAGUAAAUAAAAAAAGGCCUCUAAAUAAACAAGCUGAUAACUUUGACCUCCAAAAUGAGAAAUUGCAAAAGAAACGUCUAAAAAUGCUACAAAAACUCAACACAAAAACUGAAAAGAAUAAAAAAAUGUUUGAAAAUUCUGGUGGAAAUACAAAAUCUAAAGAAGAUAUAAAUACAUCAAUUAUGUCUCUUUUUACACCGGGUUCUAAAGAUUUAAACUUUGAUAAAUUAAAAAAGAAACAAUCAAAGCAAAAACACCUUAAACAACAAAUACGUUUAGAAAUGCAUACAAAAAGCAUAAUGAAUGUUAAUUCAGUUGCAGAUGAUUGUUCGGAAAAUAAUAUUUUUACAAAUAAAGCGUCAUUAGACCUUUUAAACACUAAUAUUAAAAGCGAAACAAGAGAAAAUAAUUUCAAAAAUUUAACAAAUAUAGAAUCUAUUGUCAAUGAAGUACAAACAAAUAUAACGGAUGAUUUUAUUUGUAAUCGUGAAAUUAAAAUGGGUCAGCAAGAUUUGAAGGAACCCGCAGAUCUAACAUUAAUUGAAAAUAGGGAACCAAAUUUUUCAUGUAGCGGAAUUAAACUAUCAACUGAACCUAGCCGUUCUAAAUUGAAUAUAUUUAAAAAGAUUUCAAAACAAAAAAACGUAAAAUAUGUGGCUACUGCUGCAAACAAUUCAACAUUAGCUACAACAAACUGUAAUUUGCAAGAUAGCCCAAUUAUAAGUUUGCCAACGGGCACAACUAUUACGCCAGCCUCACCAAAUAUAUCUGAACUUGAAAGCACGUCUCUAAAUAUAAAUGUUAAUAAUUCACAACUGAAUAUUACAUCUGAUAAUUCUGAUAAUAAAUUAAAUAUAAUAAAUAAACCAAAAAAGCGUGGUCGUAAACCAGGCAGUAAAAAUCAACCGAAACUAAUUUCAGUUGAUGGUUUAAUUGCUCCAAACAAUCAAAAUUUAAAAAUGAUUAAAGGAAUGAAGGGCAUAACUAGUAACAUACCAAACAAUGUUAUGAACCAAGAGCCGCUUAAUUUAACUAAUUGUAAUGGUUUUCCAAUGGGAAUAUCAUUUCAGCAAAAAAUGUUUGGACAAGAACUAUUAGAAUCCCAAAUGAAAAAGCGUAAAUCGCGUAAGAAAAUAAAACCAACCGAAAAUUUUAUGAACUCAGAUAAUGUUGAAAUGUUAUCUAAACAUAACUUUGACUCAACCAUUAAAGAUGAAGUAAAGUCAAUUAACAAAAAAUUAUUACGUAUGGAUACGAUUCUAAAAUGUUCACCAUCAAUUUCACCAUUUUUGCCAAUAAAUUCUACUGACAUGCAGAAAACAAUUACAAAUUCUUUAAUGUCCCCGUUAAAAUCACCAGUUUCAAAAAAAAGGGAUCAAUCACAAACCAAUAAUAUAGCUGCGAAUGCGUUUUCAUCGUCUUUUCCAACUUCAUUUUCUAAUAUGCAUCCGAAUAUGCUUUCAAUGUUACCUUUGUAUGCAUUUCCUCCAAGACCUGGUUUAAUACCAACACCAGGAUUAUUUCCGUCACAAUCUUUAGCUGGUGCCUGCAAUAGCUCUUUAUCUGCGCCUUCAUCUUCAGGAUUUUUACCAGGAUUUAUGCCUUUAACAAAUGUAAGAUCAAAUCAGUAUUCUGCGGUAAAAUCAACAGACGAAGAUAUUGAGGUUAACGGAGAUAACAUAUCAAAACAAAUCGAAUUCAGUUAUUGCAAUGUUGCACCACUUGUCACUGAAAACAUUAAAAUGUCUUUAAUUCGAGAUAAUACGAGUAUUCAAGAGAAAGGAAUAGAUGAUCGAGACAGUUUAAAAACGGAAAAAUCAGUAAAAGUUGCAAAAUCUAUAUCAAACUUUUCUAAUUUAGAUGAGUUUUCAAAAAAUUUCCAAAAAAUGGAUGGGUUUGCUUUAUCAGAUUUACCUACAGAUACUUCAAAUACAAACAUAAAAAUUCCAGUAAAUGACAAUCGUAAAGAAACAGCCUGUAGUAAUGAGAUGACUCUACAAUUUGGCUUAGGUCCGAAAUGUGAUUUGGAAAAUAAAAAACAUAUAACUGAAAAUCCAAAUAAUGAAAAAGAAUUAUUUAAAGGGACCUUAGUCAAUUCAAAUAUAAACACUACAUUAAAUAUUGACAAACAGGCUUGUAAUAAAAAUCAAAUGUAUAAUGCACGUUUUAAUUGCAGUAAUGAUGAGCCUAUUGAAGUUUCGGAUGAUUCCACUGAUGCUCCACAAACUAAUUCCAAUAUCAGUACGAAUCCUGUAUAUGCUUCAAAUAUUGAUAACACUUUCCACAAAGUACCAAGUACUAACGUUAAGGAUAUUCAUAUAGAUGACUUUUUAACAAAAAAUCAAAAUAUUGAUAUGGCAAAUAAUGAAUUAUAUUUAACAAAACGAUUAACAAAAAAAAGGAAAAGUGUUAAAAAUAAAAAAAGUGGCUUGUUGUGCUCAAUUACAGAGUCUACGUCAUCUACGACAACUACAACAAUACCUUCUCCAAAUUUUCCUAAUAAUUUGAGUUUAUUCGCCCAUUGUGAAGCAUCGAGUCCAGUGGGCAAGUUAGCAGGAGGUGCGGACUUAAUUCCUCUAUCAGUUGGCACCGGUUUGGCAUACUCAGCUAAAACUAUUCCUGCCACCAGUCUUACAGCAACAAUUACGCCAUCAACAUUUUCUGCAAAACCAAAACCUGUGGAUAAUACAAAUAUAUUUGAUGAUGUUACAAUAAUACCUUCUGCAAGUUCUUUUCAUUCAACUGUCAAUAUGGCAGGGGUUGCUCCGGGAGCAAGUACGUUUUUACAAAAGAAACAUAAAAAAUUGAAAAAAAUUAAGGAUAAAAUGAAAAAAAAAAAAGAUAAAAAAGAAAAAUAUAAGAAUAAAGAACAACGCAGUGAAAAAAAUGUACCAAAAUUGCAAAAAACUGUUUUUGAAAACCUCGAUUCUUCUCUUAAUAAGGAAUUAUUGCGGAAAUUAAAAAAAGAAAAGAAGAAGGACAAAGAGCAACGUUUAACGACGCUUGGUAUUUUACCAUCUCAAUUUUCAACACCAAUAGUCAACAAACACAAUUUAAGUCCAAAGAUGUUGGAAAAAAACGAAAGCACAAAUGAUACUCAUAUAAGUCAACAACAACUGGGUUCCUCUGUACCUAAAUUAACAUUAAAACUUAGUGGUUGCAAUUCACCUACUCCUACUCCACAAAGUGAAUGCUCUGAAGCCAUAACAGCUAGAACUGGUUUUUUUACGAACGAAAGAGAUACAAAGGAACCAUCACCAGAGUUAGCAAGAAUAUCACCAUUAGUUACUAGACCUCCAAAAUCUAAAUAUAAUAUAAAUGACAAUAGUAGUUCCAAGAAUGCAGUCGGAAGCAACGUUGCAGAAAUUUCGAACGACAUCAAUGCUUCGAUAUUACCUAAUAACGGAACACAGUUAUUAGUUCCACCCCCUAGUCCUUGGUUGGCUGGCGGUACAUUAGCUGCUAGCGCUGUUUUAUUACCACAACAGCUUUUACAAAGUACAAAACCUGUGGACCAUACAAAACCAGCGUCCAAUAAAAUACCAACUGAAGCAGCGUCCAUCGAGUCUGUGCCAAAUUCUACUCGAAUAAACCUUAGUAGUCAAAGUCCUGCUCACCAAAUUUCUGAGAAUUGUCGCCCUUCCUCAUAUAUUGAUGCUGAAGGAAAUCGAGUUUGGAUUUGCCCUGCAUGUGGAAAAGUAGAUGAUGGCUCUGCUAUGAUCGGUUGCGAUGGCUGUGAUGCGUGGUAUCAUUGGAUAUGCGUAGGUAUAUUUGUUGCUCCAAAGGAUAAUGAAGAUUGGUUUUGCAGAGUUUGUAUUACGAGAAAAAAGGGUUUACAAGGUUCAGAUAAAAAACGCAAAAAAAGUAAAAAGAAAUAAUAAAUAAUGUAAAUAUUGUCUAUUAUGUAUGCAUUAAGUGUGUUAAUAAUAACAGAAGCACAUUAAACUUAAUUUUAAGUAUUAUAAAUAAGAAAGUGAACAUAUAUAAA